AAUCAUAGGUUCAGUGGUCAUUGGGAGGAAAGAAAACGCAGUCCGAGAAGAGAAAAAAUAAAACGAAGCGAGCAAUAAGAGAUUCCCUGCUCGCAGCAGGGCUGUGUUUUUGCGUGUUGUUCGGUCGAUUGUGUAUCGGAAAGGAAAUUAAUAAAAUAAUAUUUUAAAGAAUACACGGAACAGAAGAAAAAAAAAUUGUAAAAGUUGAAAGAAAAGUUGAAGUGCCAAAAGUUCUGCGGACUUCGUGUGUGAAAACGUGUUAUAUUUGCGUUGUACGCUUCAGCUGACGGACGGAAUACUUCCCAAAUAGAUACUUUCCCGAUGAUUUCGCUUCAGUCUCAUAAUCAGGUCUUGUACCACCUGACACAAUUGACAUCAGCAUUCACACCAAUAACAUCUUCAAUAUCAACCAGAAUAAAGAGACAUGAAAAUGUCAAUGCUCAUAUAUCGACCGAUGAACUUUGUCCCGAAAGUCUUAGCGAGGCAGCAAAAAAUUUCAGAGGGUUCGAAUUACACAACCUUGUAAUUGAAUCGAUAGGCAAUCCACCAAAAUUUCGUCAGCUUCUUGACGAAAUUUCGGUGGGAAGAGUGAAGCGGCCACUAAAUAAAUGUAGCAUAUGGAACGUUUCGUAUGUAUCUGGGAAAUGUUUUGCGGACAACAAACGAGAUUUGUCAUGUUCACCGAUUUCCGAGCCUAUUUUACUACCGGUUAUAAAAUGUUCUCUCGAACGAGCAAGGAACACGAUGAGAAACGACAACUUUUUCAUCGGGCCACAUUCACAUCGAGGUAUUUCGAUACGUAGCUUUAGAACAAACAGGAACAUUGAAGCAGAAAUGGAAAGAAAUCCUACAAUCACUGCACGACUUCGAAAAUGGAUGGGUUUAACAAAGGCCACGCACGAGAACGGGAAAUCCGGAAUGACGAUUGAUCAGACAAAUCUCGAGAAUUUUAAGACUCUACUAAACGAUCAUGAUAUGACGAAAGACGAGAAGCAAAGGAUGAAAGUUGCAUUCGCCGAGGGUUAUCUAGCUGGGAAUGGUCGUAAGGUGCCCGGUCGAACCGUCCGCUGGCUUAAAAUCUUGCAGCAGGUGGUAAUGAUCGGCAUUACCUUCAUCGUUCUCAUAUCUGUAAUGGCGAGUACAAACGGAAGUAUGUUUAGAAUUCAAAUUGGCAAGCAAGGCAUGAUCGAUCCUGAGGAAAUAAAUGUGACUUUCGAAGACGUUAAAGGGGUCGACGAAGCAAAAAGCGAGCUCAAGGAUGUCGUCGAAUUCUUAAAAAACCCCGACAAAUUUUCGGUUCUCGGUGGAAAAUUACCCAAAGGUGUUCUCCUCGUUGGGCCACCGGGAACGGGAAAGACGCUUUUGGCACGUGCGGUUGCGGGUGAGGCUGGUGUCCCAUUUUUCCAUGCCGCGGGACCAGAAUUUGACGAGAUUCUCGUUGGCCAGGGAGCACGAAGAGUUCGUGAUUUGUUCAAGGCUGCGAAAGAACGUGCUCCUUGUGUAAUAUUCAUCGACGAGAUCGACUCUGUAGGUGGAAAACGUACCAAUUCGGUGCUUCAUCCAUACGCGAAUCAAACGAUAAAUCAACUCCUCUCCGAAAUGGAUGGUUUCCAUCAAAACGAAGGAGUCAUUGUUCUCGGGGCGACGAACAGACGCGACGAUCUUGAUAAAGCUCUUAUGCGACCGGGACGUUUUGACGUUGAAGUUUUCGUCAGCACGCCCGAUUUCAUCGGUAGAAAAGAAAUAAUUAGUUUAUAUACGAAGAAAAUACUUACGAAGCAGGUUGAUGUAGAUUAUUUGGCACGAUGUACGACCGGCUUUACGGGUGCUGAUAUAGAAAAUAUGGUUAAUCAAGCAGCUUUAAAAGCCGCGAUCGAAGGAGCGGAGUUCGUUACGAUGCGGCAUCUCGAACGAGCACGAGACAAAGUGAUUCUUGGUCCUGAGGGAAAAGGAAGGAUGCCCGAUGACGAGGUUAACCGUAUAACAGCCUAUCACGAGGGCGGACACGCUCUCGUUGCUUUUUACACCAAAGAAGCGACUCCUCUGCACAAAGUCACUAUUGUACCUCGCGGACCUUCUCUUGGACACACUUCUUUCUUACCAGAGAAAGACGUAUAUCACGUGACGAAAGCACAGCUUAUGGCAAAAAUGGAUACGAUGAUGGGCGGAAGAGCUGCCGAAGAGCUGAUAUUUGGACCUGAUCGUGUAACCACCGGAGCGUCGAAAGAUCUCCAGGACGCCACUAGAAUAGCCGAGGAAAUGGUUAAGCGAUUUGGAAUGUCGGAUAAGGUCGGCUUUCGAUUCCACACAGAUCCAAAUCAGUCGUACAGAAUUAAUUCACCGGAAUACAGUCCAAGUACGAGUGAACUGAUUGACGGCGAGGUCAAGAGACUUUUGCAGGAAUCUUACGAGAGAGCAAAAAAUAUACUGAAGACACACACCAAGGAGCACAAGCUUUUGGCGGACGCUCUUUUGAAGUACGAGACACUUGAUGUCGAGGACGUAAAUGCGAUAGUAAAUGGCAAAAAACCACAAGUCGAAUUGUUGAACGAGUCUACUAGAACCCCGAUUAUUGAAAUUCCCACGAACGUCCUGUAAAUAUAAGGGAAUUUUCACAGUCUCUCCCUUACUAACUAAACAAAUUUAAAUUCGGCAGUGUAUCGCGUCUCUUUUUCGCUGAGUCCCCGAGACUAGGAACUUUAGCGCGAAAAUCAAACGAUUGAAUGAGUCCUCGCGCUUGGAGAACUUCCGGCCGUACUUUUUUGUUCUUCAUUUCGAAACUACGAUCGUCGGGCAAUCACUUUUCCAUCGGCUCGGUAAACAAAAAUGAAUAAAGACGAGGACAACACGCCAAAUAAUUGAGAAAACCACAUAUAAUAAACAAAUUUAUGAUUCUCGGUCGAUCGAACGUGAGGAAAAUUCGAUAUUCCGCGAUAUUUUCAAAUCGCGGUUAAAUAUUGUUGAAAAUUUUAAAAAGCGUGCUUCGUCGCGACAUAGAUAGUUAACAUUGCGAGACGAGAUUAAAAUGAAAAUAAAUAAUGUGACUGCAAUUGAACGGCUGGUGUAUGCACGAGAUGAAUAAAUUUUGUACAGUAAACAAA
Molecule: messenger RNA, 3101 nt
Organism: Venturia canescens
Lineage: Eukaryota; Metazoa; Arthropoda; Insecta; Hymenoptera; Ichneumonidae
Gene: YME1L
Product: ATP-dependent zinc metalloprotease YME1L
Exons: 11
Coding region: 322-2598 (758 amino acids)
Biological process (GO): protein quality control for misfolded or incompletely synthesized proteins; mitochondrion organization
Cellular component (GO): mitochondrial inner membrane
Molecular function (GO): ATP-dependent peptidase activity; ATP hydrolysis activity; ATP binding
Source: RefSeq, a predicted model, not a curated record